GAAGCGGUUCCAUACAGUCUUGAGCGUCACGACCAUAUCCGACCAAGCAUAGAGGUCUCGUAUUUUUAUCGUUCAUCUCGACAGCCGUCCAGAGGAAAAUGCGUACGAUCAAGAGAUCAUUCCACACCUCGAUUACGGUAACGAACCACAAAGUGGGCCAUCUCGUCCUCCUGGCUUCUUGUGUCUGUCUUCUUUUUAGUCCGGGGUGUCGGUAAUGUGUCCACGGACUUCGGAAUCGACCAUCGUCAGCAGAGCGUCUGCUCCUGCUAGAUAAUGCCUCUCCAACGCUAUCCGCCGUUUGUCCGAGUCUUCCGAAGAGUAUAUCAGCAACUCGACAGCGUCCUCCGAUGCAACAGCGAGUUGAACGAUAUUGUCGGGAGUCCAUACAACAACGUCGGUGAUAGCCCUUCAUUAAUUUCGGCACGUUUGUCCCUGCUUUCCGCUGUCCCGCUUCCGCGACCGCACCCUAGCUCCUUCCUCGUCCUUCCGCGAGUGCUUGCUCUCGGCCCGCUCUGUACUUGAACUUGUAUCUGUAUUUGUAUCUCUUGUUUCCUCUUUACUUUCUCUCUGUUUCGCACUUCCUGUACGGC
Molecule: messenger RNA, 590 nt
Organism: Fomitiporia mediterranea MF3/22
Lineage: Eukaryota; Fungi; Basidiomycota; Agaricomycetes; Hymenochaetales; Hymenochaetaceae
Exons: 1
Coding region: 274-522 (82 amino acids)
Source: RefSeq, a predicted model, not a curated record